UACAGAAGAAAAUAGCGAAGCAGACAAUUGUAGUAGUAACAUCGGGGAAACGGAAAAAGUACCGGCGACAUUGGAUUCAAUCAAUUACAGCAGUGACGAAAAUAUCGAAUAUAUCGACGUCUGGCCGCCGUCUCCGUCUCAUCACACAGGAACCGCCGCCCACACAGUGAUAAGAACUGGUGGAGCAAUGCCAAUGGACGGUCAAAUGGACACUAACGAUAAUAUACAAUUACAAAUUCCGAACCGUUCGAACAAAAAGUCAAGAACACUUGAGAGUACACCACCGCAAGUUAAUGAAAUUCCAAAUGACCAAAUCACGUCAACGAUAUUUUCAAGUGUUCACAUAACUCGCGACGGGCAGAUUCUCAAAAAUGAAGUAGAUAUUUUGGGUGAUUGCACAGUUCAAUCUACUAUUGAAUUUGAAAACACUUUACCAGAAGAAUCUUGGAAUAGUUGUUUGAUGACCGAAAAUUGCCAUCAUAAGGAAAGUCUGGAAAAUACAAAUAGUAUUAUUGAACCUGGGACGGUACCGGAAAUUAAAAUAGAAAAAGAUGAAGAAGAAGAUUCGUUCAACACACCGACAUAUAGUUGUUCAACAGUCCAGAAUACACCUAUAAGAAUAGAUGCAAAUACAAACAAUGUUACCAAAACUUACAAUGAACAAGACGUAAAAGUGGAAGUAGACUUUUUGGGAAACUGGAAAUUCGUCUCUACUAUAGAAGUUGAAAACCAGUUGCCUUUAAGCUUGCAUAGUACAAGUUUUAAUAAGGACGAAGUACAGAGCUUUGUUUGCAAUCUGUGUCAUGAUUCAUUUACGUCAAAAAAGCGAAUUAUUCAUCACUUACAAAAAUUCCACAAAACGAACUGUAAAACUACAAAAAAAAUUUCAAGGAAUAAGUUUAGGUGA
Adelges cooleyi (spruce gall adelgid) is the source of this 907-nucleotide messenger RNA. RefSeq lists its product as uncharacterized. Bases 188 to 907 code for a protein of 239 amino acids. The transcript is spliced from 8 exons. NCBI's taxonomy places the organism in Eukaryota, Metazoa, Arthropoda, Insecta, Hemiptera, Adelgidae. The record is from RefSeq and is a predicted model, not a curated record.